Molecule: messenger RNA, 2400 nt
Organism: Akanthomyces muscarius
Lineage: Eukaryota; Fungi; Ascomycota; Sordariomycetes; Hypocreales; Cordycipitaceae
Exons: 2
Coding region: 1-2400 (799 amino acids)
Biological process (GO): transmembrane transport
Molecular function (GO): oligopeptide transmembrane transporter activity
Source: RefSeq, a predicted model, not a curated record
AUGGUGCCCAAACUCUUUCGCAAGCGGCACGCAGCCGAGGAAAUCACCCCCAUCCCGGCCUACGCGACCGACCUCGAUGUCGCAGGCAUGGAGCAGCUCAAGCACCUCCACGAAUUUGAAAAGACGCACAAGUUUGAUCCCAACUUUCCCAUCGACGAGCUCAACGACCUGGACGCCGCCAUCGCCACCUGCAACGCCGAAAAGGGCAUCGAGAUUGAGCAUGCCCUCAUGGAGGACAACAGCCCCUACCCCGAGGUCCGCGCCGUUGUCCGCAACUACGACGUCGAUGUCCCGGCCAACACGGUCCGCGCUUGGGUCAUUGGCAUGUUUCUGUGCACCCUCGGUUCCGGAAUCAACAUGCUCUUCUCUCUGCGUGAUCCCACAAUCACCAUCAACACCUACGUGAUCCAGCUCAUCGCCUACCCCAUCGGUCUCGGUUGGGAUCUCAUCAUGCCUGAUCGCGUUUGGAACAUUUUCGGACUCAAGUUCAACCUGCGACCCGGUAAAUUCAACUUCAAGGAACACGUCGUCAUUGUCGCCAUGUCCAAUGCUUCAUACGCUGGCGGUGUUUUGUACGCCACUGACGUGCUCCUUACUCAGCGCAUAUUUUACAACCAGACCUUCAGCUACGCCUUCCAGAUGCUCUUUGGUAUCACGACCCUGUGUACAGGCUACGGGCUCGCUGGUCUUGCACGUCGAUUUCUCGUUUGGCCAGCAGCCAUGAUCUGGCCUGCUGACCUGGUAAACUGUGCUCUGUUUUACAGUCUGCACGACCACUCGCCUUCCGAUCCAGCAAAGACGAAUGGCUGGUCCAUCGGCCGUUAUCGCCUUUUCCUUAUCAUUGGCACCGCGGCUUUUGUAUGGUACUGGCUACCGGGCUGGAUCUUCCAAGGACUGUCCUACUUUACCUGGAUCUGCUGGAUUGCGCCUGACAAUAUCGUCGUCAACAAGGUUUUCGGCGCUGCCCACGGUUACGGUCUCAUGCCCGUCACAUUCGACUGGACCGUCAUCAGCGGCUAUGUUGGCUCACCUCUCAUUCCGCCUUUCCACGCCAUCUUCAACGUGAUUCUCGGCGUCUUGGCAUUCUUCGUCUUCCUCUCGUGCGGCAUCCAUUUCAGUGGCACAUGGUUCUCCAACUACAUUCCCGUGCAGUCCGGCGACUCUUUCGACAACAUGGGCAAAGUCUACAACGUCUCCCGUAUUCUCGACGCCAACUUCCAAUUCAACGAGACUGCGUACCACGAUUACUCCCCGCUGUUCCUGCCGACGCAGUUUGCUCUCGCAUACGGCACCUCGUUCGCCGCCGUGUCUGCUGUUUUGAUCCAUGUUGCUCUCUACCACGGCAAGGAGAUUUGGGCCCAAUUCAAGAUGGCACGCCAUCAGGAGGACGACGUCCACAUGCGUCUCAUGAAGAAAUACCGCGACGCCGAAGACUGGUGGUAUGCCGCUCUUUUCGUCGUCAUGAUGGCCCUCUCGUUCGCAGUUGUCGCUGGUUGGAACACUGGGUUUCCUGCGUGGGCCUUUGUCGUGUGCAUCCUGCUACCCAUCAUCUGGCUCAUCCCUAUUGGUCUCGUCCAGGCCAUCACCAACAUGCAGCUCGGGCUCAACGUCCUGACAGAGUUCAUCAUCGGUUACAUGGUCCCAGGCCGCCCCCUCGCCAUGAUGAUGUUCAAGAAUUACGGCUACGUUUCCAUGUCGCAGGCGCUCUACUUUGCCCAAGACCUCAAGCUUGGUCACUACAUGAAGGUCCCUCCCCGAGUCAUGUUUGCCUCGCAGCUUGUUGCUUCCAUCUGGUCCGCCAUUGUGCAGAUUCUCCUCAUGAACUGGGCGCUCGAAAAUAUUCCAGAUGUUUGCUCUCGCGACCAGAAAGACAGGUACACCUGCCCCGGAGGCCGCGUGUUCUACACGGCAUCUGUUGUCUGGGGCGCUAUUGGUCCCGCGCGCAUCUUCAGCAGUGGCGCCAUUUAUUCGUCUCUGCAGUGGUUCUGGCUCGUCGGCGCCGUGACACCGAUUAUCACCUGGCUGUUGGCCCGCCGCUGGCCAAAGUCAUUCUUGCGCUACAUUAACACGCCUCUCAUCUUUGGUGGUGCUGGUCAGAUCCCUCCGGCCACGGUAUACAUCUACCUCUGCUGGGGAAUAGUCGGCGUUGUCUUCAACUUCUUCAUCAGACGCCGCUACACUGGCUGGUGGCUCCAGUACAAUUACAUCACGUCUGCUGCGCUCGACUGCGGUCUAAUUGUCUGCACUCUUGUGAUAUUCUUCACGCUGUAUUUGACAAAGGCAACGGAACCGAAAUGGUGGGGCAACCUAGGGGCAUUGAAUACGACUGAUCAUCGUGGCACAGCGAUUGCCAUGCAUCCACCACCUGGCGAGACAUUCGGCCCCAGCACUUGGCGCUGA